Messenger RNA from Melanotaenia boesemani (Boeseman's rainbowfish), 849 nucleotides. RefSeq names its product histone H3. The transcript has a single exon. NCBI's taxonomy places the organism in Eukaryota, Metazoa, Chordata, Actinopteri, Atheriniformes, Melanotaeniidae. Gene Ontology annotation, cellular component: nucleosome. The record is from RefSeq and is a predicted model, not a curated record. Gene Ontology annotation, molecular function: structural constituent of chromatin; protein heterodimerization activity; DNA binding. Bases 97 to 507 code for a protein of 136 amino acids.
CUGUCUCCGGCGGUCUGUGUAUAAAGCCGCGGUUCGCCGCUCCACUCUCAUUCUUUCUUCGCGUUUUGAGAGGAGGAACCUCUUUCUCUAGUCAUUAUGGCCAGAACCAAGCAGACCGCUCGUAAAUCCACCGGAGGAAAAGCGCCAAGGAAGCAGCUGGCGACUAAAGCUGCUCGUAAGAGCGCUCCUGCCACUGGCGGUGUAAAGAAACCCCACCGUUAUAGGCCCGGCACCGUGGCUCUGAGGGAGAUCCGUCGUUACCAGAAAUCCACCGAGCUGCUGAUCCGCAAGCUGCCCUUCCAGCGGCUGGUCAGGGAGAUCGCUCAGGACUUCAAGACCGACCUUCGCUUCCAGAGCUCUGCCGUCAUGGCUCUGCAGGAGGCCAGCGAGGCCUACCUGGUCGGCUUGUUUGAGGACACCAACCUCUGCGCCAUCCACGCUAAGAGGGUCACCAUCAUGCCCAAAGACAUCCAGCUGGCUCGCCGCAUCCGUGGAGAGAGAGCUUAGACCCUGCCUUCUCCACCUCUCACACCAACCCAACGGCUCUUUUAAGAGCCACAAAAUCACUGAGACACGAUUCUAACCAAUAUCCCCUCUAUGAAACUCGUACAGAACCACGGCUUCACUUUGAUUUUCAUUUUUAACGUGCAUUAAUGGAAUGUGGGGCGAUCACAUUACAAAUGGGAUUCAUGGCUCUUUGAAGGGAGCUGGAUCUUCAGGAGCUGUUCAAAACACCAGCUCGUUCUCACAAUAUCUCUCAAAACUUUACAAUAUUUAAGAGUGACAAUCAAAAUAUCUACCUAUAUCAAAUCUACUAUACAAGAUUAAACAAUUAGAGAAAAAACAGAU